Molecule: messenger RNA, 4042 nt
Organism: Peromyscus californicus insignis
Lineage: Eukaryota; Metazoa; Chordata; Mammalia; Rodentia; Cricetidae
Gene: Tmem196
Product: transmembrane protein 196
Exons: 5
Coding region: 848-1405 (185 amino acids)
Source: RefSeq, a predicted model, not a curated record
AGGGGAGAUGCAGAGGUAGAGAAUUUGGGAUCCUGGGGUUAGGUCCAGGGGCGGGGCAAAUAAGGGGUCAGCCAAGAGUAUUGGUCCAAGACCCACAAAUACAUCAGGAUUUUCCCUCCUCCGUCAGCCUCCUAAGCCCCAAUGAGGUCAUAGCGAUGAGAGAGAAUCAGAUCAAGAGAGAGGGGGAGGAAGAGGACGACGACGGAGAAAAAAACCCAGACGGAAAGAGGCCAUCAGACAAGGUCGCGUUUUCUGGCGAUACAGCAAGUGCAAGAAAUGUGGUGCUGAGCACCAUUCACCUGCUCUGCCUGGAGACCUAGGGAUUCACAGAAGCACUUUGCGAUGCCAGGAAAACAAAGGAGGGGAGGCAAGAGGACUGGCGGAGAGGGGUUGUGAGCAGUCCCCCUUUAUCUCUAGGAAGCCAAGCUCUGUUCCUCCACUGGGAAAGAGGAGGGAGCCUGAGAGGUGCAGGAAGCUCCUGGGAGCGCAGAACCCAGACGCGGCAGAACUCUGGACAGCGCCUUGAAGCUACUAGGGCUCACAUCCAGUCUGCUCUUCAGUACCCGGCUCCCCAGUGCUGGCUUCUGGACUCCCACCCACCGCCGGCGGUUCCUGUGUGAACGCGCCAGGGGCUGAAGCAGCCCUUUCUCCUCUGGCCUGGCCACGGAAAUGGUUCUCUGGUUCUGGAAAUCCAGACCUUUUGGAUAAUGUUUUGUUGGUGAAGAGAGAAAAGUUUGAGGAUUUGGACUGUGGUAGGGGGUGGAAGGGGCUAAGGAGGACUUUGGAAGAAAGAAGGUGGAUGAUUGGCUUCCUUCUCUGAGCUGGAAGGAAUGAUGACCCAAGGAGGAUGUGCACCAGCAGCCAGAUUAUUGGGAGCCUCUUGGUGCUCUCUGUGCUGGAGAUAGGGCUCGGGGUGUCCAGCGUGGCUGUGGGGGCAGUCAGCUUCAGCCUGGCCCUCCGAGAGCACACACCGCAGCUCGGAGACUCGUCCCCGGUAUGGAGCGGGGUGUGUUUUCUUCUUUGUGGCAUAUGUGGAAUACUGUGCGCCAAAAAAAAAUCUGGACUUGUUAUGAUCCUCUUUUCAGCCUGUUGUAUCUGUGGACUCAUUGGAGGCAUCCUGAAUUUUCAGUUUCUUCGGGCAGUCACAAAGAAGACCUCAUCCGUGUACCCACUGCACCUCGCUUCCAUGUCUUUGGCAUGUAUUGGCAUUGGGGGCUGCACUCUGUCCUCCUGGCUAACUUGUCGUCUAGCCAGCUAUGAGCAAAGGAGAAUGUUCUCGGAAAGGGAACAUUCCCUGCAUCACUCUCAUGAAAUGGCUGAGAAAAGAUUGAGGGCUAUUGAAAUAACCGACUUGCCCAGCUGCCCGGUGGUGCCCCCGACACCGGAGUUACCUACAAGGAAAUGACAGACAACAUGAGCAAUGGAGGACCACAGCUGAUAAUUAAUGGAAGAGUACAAUCAAUGUUUUAAAGAACUGAACAUUUUUCAGGUUGUUUAUGAGGCAGGAGAGGCUGAAGGCCUGAGAGCUGCAGUUAAAACGUUUCUUACAUUUGCUGUUAUUUCCCCCGAGAAUCCACUAAAAUUUUUCCUUCUCAAUUUUUGCCUCACUUAUCCUCCAGCCUUUUCUAUAGGGUGAAAACUUUCCAGGAACAUUGUAGCUUAGUCGUCUCAACAGACUGAAACAAUUUUCUAAAGAAGACUCUUUCAGAACAAUAAAUGGAACAGCAGUGAUAAAUACUGUAUACAAACAACAUUACACUAGCAUGAGCUUUAGAAUUGUAAUUGCAUAUUUAAUGAAUAGUUCAAAAGCUAACAAUAACGUGUUGAUGUCUUUGUUUUGAAAGACAAAUGACUUCAAGUAUGCUAAAAAUCAAAACCUCAGUAAUGCCUUGUUGUAACAACAUUGCAAUUAAUUUCAAUUUGUGAAUGAACUAUAUUCAUAGUUUAUUUGUAAAUUACAAAAUGCAGCAUCAAAGGUGAUUUUUUAGUGAAAAAUAUGAUUCUGUAUGAUAUUUUUGCACUUUUCCACAAGUGAAAAAUUACAAGUGAUAUUAUGUAAGGAAAAUAAAUGUUUUCAUUAUACUCUGCAGAUUGAUCUGCAUGUCCAUUAAUGAAUCUAAGAAUAAAUUAUGUGUUUAUACAUAGGUGUAUAUAUACUGUAAAUAUAGAAAAUACACACAGCAUAUAUUUAUAGCUACAUGAAUGUAAAUAGAUAAUAGGAAAAAUUGUGAUGAUAUGGGUAUUCUACCAGUUAUGGGAAGGCCAUUGCUCAAAGAUUUCUAAACCCACAAGGUCACAUAGUUAAUUUCUACUCUAUCUGUCCAUUUCCUUCUUUUUCUUAAAUCUAUUGUGUGUAGAUAGUAUUAUGACUUACAUGUAUGGGACCGAGUGUCAUGAAUACUGAAGUAUAAAUAUAAAUUACUUAGUUGUUGGGUAUUGUACUGUGAUUAUGGUGUUUAUGUAAAAGUAAUUGUUAAUAUUGAUUUAUAAAUAUCACUUCAAUCAUGUAAGUCUCUAUAAACAAAAAAUAUUAUUUAGGAUUAUUCUGGAUAUGAUUAUUUCAAAUAACUUUCAGCCAAAUUAAAUUGUAUAGAAGGGAAGAUGAUUUACCACUCUAAGUGAAGUUACCACUAGCUUUGCUAUAUUUUAUUUCAAUAUCUUGUGUCCUUUGAUGAUUAACAUGAAAUAAUACAGAAUGGUCAUGUUUGGGAAAGUAUAUAUUCAAAACAUCUGAGAAAGUUCUCAGUAGAAGAAAAUUGAAAGAUAAGCUGACAUUCAUAUAGCUAGAUUCAAUCCUUCUCUUCCACAAUGGAAUAUUAAAAUAAUAGCUAACAAUAUGUAUAAAUGAGUAAAUAGCAUGGACUUUGAGAUAAUUCUGAAAAUUAAUCUCUGACAACAUAUAAAGUAAUAUUUUUAAAUAAGUAACACUACAUUAUAUAUUUUUAUUACUUCCCAAAACUAAACAAAUUUCAACUCAUUUUUAUGAAUUAUUCAAUCACAGGUAAAUUGAUAUCUUUAGUGCUCAGUGUGAGAACACAUUAUAAUCACAAGUAAGACAUUUUUCAUUAUGCUAACAAAACAGCAAUAAUUUGGCCUAAGGGUACCACGAAACUUUGACAAAGUCAUCAUGCUGUUGAGAUAAACUCCUCAGAAAAUUAUGACUGAACAGAAAUAGCUGGCCCCUACUUGGUUUUGGUAUAAGUUUUGACUCUUCUCUACUUGUUUGGAUACUUCAUCGUCUGGUAUAUUAUAAAUAGUGUCCGUAGAUUCAAUCUGAAAUAAUGAAUAAGCAUCAUCACUAUUCACUUCAUGCCACACAUAGGCAUGAUAUUUGCCACUAAAUAUCUAAACUGUAAAAUGUAGAAAUCUUGUGUAUAUACGGUUGUACCAAAUUGAUGCAGGAAGUAGCUUCAUUGUCAAAGAAGAAACCACUGACUCUAAUUUUUGGUAGCAUUUCUCUGUAGACAUGUUGUAAAAUACAGAAUCAAAAUACAUCAACACAUUUAAUGCCUUUUGAAUUUAUUUUUAAAAGCACAGAUUAAAAGACAAAAGUGGGCUAUCAGUGCUUUGAAAUACAGUUAAAAAGAGAUGCAAUUUCAUCAGUUAUCUAAAUAGUUUACAGUGUGUAUGUAAUCAAUUCUAGACACAUCUUUAACUGUAAUUAUUUCAACCCAGUGUUUUCUUGACUCAAAUUGGAGUGAUUUAUUCUUGAGAGAAAUGGAGAAAGUUAAGAAAUUAUACAAGCAAAUGAAAUUUUAAUUUUGACAACAAACAGACAAGGAAUCAAAAACGUUAGUGCCUACAUCAUAGUUUUAGUACAUACCUACCCUUGAGGAAAUAUAAUGUGAUACUAAAUUAGGAAAAAAUGUGAAAUUGGUGUGGAGUACAUUUCAUAUACAAAAAGCAGAAAUCACUUAUUGGAAAAUUUAAAAUAUAUUUGUAUGUGUAUAUGUGUGCAAUACACAUACAACUGUUUUAAAGUGGAAUGUUGUAUGAUGACUCCUGAUAUUUAUGUAAUAAACUCAUGUACUUUGAAACUACA